Messenger RNA from Ylistrum balloti, 1218 nucleotides. RefSeq lists its product as uncharacterized. The transcript has a single exon. Bases 1 to 1218 code for a protein of 405 amino acids. The record is from RefSeq and is a predicted model, not a curated record. Lineage: Eukaryota; Metazoa; Mollusca; Bivalvia; Pectinida; Pectinidae. Gene Ontology annotation, molecular function: catalytic activity.
AUGUCUGUAUUGAGUAUUAGAGUAAACAAAGAAAACCCAGAUGUAAUAGGAAUCACAGAAGUGAAGGCAAAAAACCGUGUUUGUAGUCUAAACACAUCAGAAUUCAGUAUAGAAGGGAACCAAAAUUAUAGCAUUUUUAGUAAAAACGUGGAAAAUGAUCAGGGAAGAGGCAUAUUAAUCCUAGUCAACAAAGAACUGGAUGCGAAUGAAGUAGUAAUGAGUACACAGUUCCAAGAAAAUUUGUUUCUACAAAUACGGACAGAACAAAAUAAAUCUAUUCUUCUAGGUCUAAUAUACAGGUCACCAUCAACGUCUGAUGAAAAUAACUAUGCCUUGCUAGACUUACUUGAAGAAGCAGCUGGUAAAGGGCACGAAAAACUCGUAAUAAUGGGAGAUUUCAACUACCAAGGAAUAAAUUGGGAGACCUGGAACACCAACGGAGAAAACACAGAAACACAUGAAUUUAAAUUCACACAAAAACUUCAGGAUAACUUUCUUUUUCAACAUGUCAAUCAGCCAACUAGAUGGAGAGGGAGGGAUAAUCCACACAUCCUUGAUCUGGUUGUAACAAAAGAUGAAAACUCACUCUCAACAAUAGAAUACCAGAGUGCACGUGGCAAAAGUGAUCACAGCACACUUUUGUUUCAUAUAUUAUGCAAUAUCAACUUAAGUCUGCAACGAAAAAAGAAAUUAUGUUACAAAGUAGCUAACUACACAAUAAUUAAUGAGAAGCUAGGGAAUAAAAACUGGAGAGAGAUAAUAAAACCGACAGAUACUGUUGAUGAGAACUGGCAACGAUUUAAGAAAACCCUGAAGGAAAUAGAAGAGGAAUUUGUUCCAACUAAAAUUAUAACUAUAGGAAGAAACAAUAGACACAGCUUUCCAGCAAAUCAAGAAACACUAGACGCCAUUAGAAAGAAACACUCAUUGUCCAGAAAAGUAACUGGGAGUAAGGAUCAAGAACUACGCAAGGAAUAUAACAGAAUACGGAAUAAAGUAAAAAAAUUAACCCGUAAAGCCAGAAAAGAGUACGAAAUGAAUAUUGCAGCAAAGGCAAAAACCGAUCCGAAAGUAAUUUGGAACUACAUUAAGUCAAAAUCAACAAUUAAAUCUGAUAUCGGAGAUUUAUAUUCAGAUCCAGAGGACAAUAAAUCAGUCAAAAUAACAACAAAGGCAAAGCAAAUAUCCUAUGUAAUAUUUUUAGCAGCGUUUUUGUAA